Austrofundulus limnaeus is the source of this 883-nucleotide messenger RNA. RefSeq lists its product as uncharacterized. The record is from RefSeq and is a predicted model, not a curated record. Lineage: Eukaryota; Metazoa; Chordata; Actinopteri; Cyprinodontiformes; Rivulidae. Gene Ontology annotation, molecular function: ubiquitin-protein transferase activity.
CUGCCAGUCAUCAAUACCACUGUGUGAAUUGGCUAAUCAUAUUGAUGAGUGUAAACAAGAAACAUCAAGGAACAAUGAAGAGGACAUGGAUGAGGACAUAGCAAUGGCUAUACAACAGUCUUUACAUCAGGAGAUGACAACUGUGCAACAGCAGUCAAUAAUCGAUAUACAGCAGGAUGGAACAUCUUUGGGAGUAAUGACACUUGUGAUAAACUCCUGAUUCUGGUUUAAGGACUGUCCUUGAAGACCUACAAAAAGGUCUUCAGAGUGGUUCUGCGCCGAUCCACAACUCUCUUCAUGUGUGCAGAGAGUUCAUAAUGGAAGGUUCUUUUAGAGCUUUUCGACGUACACGCUUCAACCCCCUUCAUCAACUGACAGUAACAUUUGUGGAUGUCGAGGGAGAAAGCGAGGGGGCUGUAGAUGAUGGUGGUCCCAGCCGCGAGUUCUUGCGGCUCCUUGUAGCAGCGCUGCGAGACAGCCGAUACUUCGAAGGGCCUGAGGACAGGAAAAAUCUUUCCCUUGUAUCCCGGGGUCUACAGUUUGGGGAUUAUAAAAUAAUUGGGCAAAUGCUGUCCUUGGCCCUUCUCCAAGGAGGAGUACAGCCCUCUUUUUUCUCGACAAGACUGUAUUCCCUGUUGUGUGGGCAACAAACAGGCCCAGUGUCAUUGGAAGAAGUUGGUGACUGGGAACUGCGCCAGCACCUUGAGAAAAUCAAAGCUGCAGAAAACUUGGAGGAAGCCCAGCAGGCUGUUCAGGAAGCCUCGCCAUUACUGUGUCCCCUGGGCUGUGCAGGGUUUCUUCCUGACAUGGAGAGCCAGCAUACUUUUGUAGAGCAGGCAGCGAGGGCCCAUGUUGAAGGUCGCAUUAAACCUGCACUGGACCA